Messenger RNA from Rosa rugosa (rugosa rose), 1099 nucleotides. RefSeq names its product protein LIGHT-DEPENDENT SHORT HYPOCOTYLS 4-like. Gene Ontology annotation, cellular component: nucleus. Lineage: Eukaryota; Viridiplantae; Streptophyta; Magnoliopsida; Rosales; Rosaceae. Gene Ontology annotation, biological process: mRNA transcription; response to light stimulus. The coding region runs from base 245 to 988 and encodes 247 amino acids. The record is from RefSeq and is a predicted model, not a curated record. The transcript has a single exon.
CCUUCCUCCUUCACUCCUCUCUCUCUGAAAUAAUGUCUCCUUUUCUCCUUGCUCGGCCCCUACUUUAUAUAUUCUUACACGUCUAUAUAUCUCUCCUCCAUCAGUAACUCAUCCAUCUCUUCAUAGCUGGCUAGCUAACCCAAAACCCCAAUCUCCAAAAUCAAAGCCAUUUCCUUCUCCGAGAUAUUCCAUCCAACAAUUUGUAUAACACCGGCGAUCCUACAUACCUAGUUUUUCUUUUAACAUGUCAGCAGCGGCGGCCGCGGCAGCUGCAGCUGUGGUGGUGAGCCGUUCGAGCUCCAGCAACAGCAGCUCGAGCGCGGAGACCUACCACCACCUCCACCAUCACCAAUCGUUCAUGGCACCGUCGCUGCCUGUGGCGCCUCAGCUCAGCCGUUACGAGUCGCAGAAGAGGAGGGACUGGAUCACUUUUGGUCAGUAUCUGAAGAACCAUCGCCCGCCGCUGACUCUGUCACGGUGCAGCGGAGCCCACGUGCUGGAGUUUCUGAGGUACUUGGACCAGUUCGGGAAGACCAAGGUCCACGGGAGUGCCUGCCCUUUCUACGGCCACCCCCACCCGCCAGCGCCGUGUCCCUGCCCGCUGCGGCAGGCCUGGGGCAGCCUGGACGCGCUCAUUGGGCGGCUGAGGGCAGCGUUCGAGGAGAACGGCGGGCUGCCAGAGACAAACCCUUUCGGCGCACGCGCCGUGAGGCUGUACCUGAGGGAAGUGAGGGACACGCAGGCCAAAGCUAGAGGGAUUGCUUAUGAGAAGAAGAAGCGAAAGAAGCCAACGCCACCACAAAGGACGACACAACUGCUGCAGCAGCAUGAGGAGCAAGGGCAACAUGGCAAUUUUGUUUCUGGUUACGGUGGUGCUGGGGUUGGAGUUGGGGGUGGCUCAGCUCAGCCAAAUGGGGUUAUGCUCGGUGGAGCUUCGUCUACUGCUGCGAGAGGAUCCAUGAUGCCGCUAUCAGUGUUGAACUGCUAAGCUGCUUAGUAAUAUGUAUGAAUGCGAGGCCUUGAUAAGUUGAUAUAUUUUGUGGUUAGUCUUUAAAUUCUUCGCAGAGAAUUAAUAUUAGAUGUUUAAUUAGCUCGUGUC